Sorghum bicolor (sorghum) is the source of this 1231-nucleotide messenger RNA. RefSeq names its product WRKY transcription factor 22. NCBI's taxonomy places the organism in Eukaryota, Viridiplantae, Streptophyta, Magnoliopsida, Poales, Poaceae. Gene Ontology annotation, biological process: regulation of DNA-templated transcription. Gene Ontology annotation, cellular component: nucleus. The coding region runs from base 17 to 1069 and encodes 350 amino acids. The record is from RefSeq and is a predicted model, not a curated record. The transcript is spliced from 2 exons. Gene Ontology annotation, molecular function: transcription cis-regulatory region binding; DNA-binding transcription factor activity.
CUCAAGAAGCUAGGCUAUGGAGGGCGAUCUGCGUUGGUGCUGUGGUAGCAGCAGCAACGACUGGGACCUACACGCCGUGGUGCGCCUCGCCAGCUGCAGUGGUGGCAGCCGCAGCCGCGUCACCUCGCCGUCGCCGUGGGCCUCGGACGAAUCAUUCUCCUGCCUGCCCCCGCCGCCGCAGUCACAGAAGGACGAGGUGACGACGGACGCCGCAGCGUUGCAGCAGCCCCUGAUCAGCCCUGCCGUCGACGACCUCUGCGGCCUGCAGCAGGCCUUCUUGGCCGCCACGCCGCAGCCAAGAAGCGAAGCGCCGCCGCCGCAGCCGCCGGCGAAACCACGAACUUCCUACCGCAAUAACGACGGCGGCGUUGGCGGCGGACCGACACGAUCCAAGAGAAAGAAGAAGAAGAGCCAGGUGACCAGCAAGGAGGUGACGCGGGUGCCUGUGGGCACGUCUGCGGACCCCUGGGCGUGGCGCAAGUACGGGCAGAAGCCGAUCAAGGGGUCGCCGUACCCGCGCGGCUACUACCGGUGCAGCACCGACAAGGACUGCAGGGCGCGGAAGCAGGUGGAGCGCUGCCGCACCGACGCCUCUACCCUCAUCGUCAGCUACACCGGCGAGCACAGCCACCCAGUCCCACUCCACCGCAACGCCCUCGCCGGCACCACGCGCAACAAGCCGCAGCCAGCACCGUCCACCUCCCCAGCCGAGCAGCCUCCAGCUGCGUCGCCGAUCGUGGGAGUGGAGUACGAGGAGGACGACACAGUCGCCGCCAGUGUGCUGCUCGAGGAUGCCGAGACGGAGGGAGAGGAAGACGUGCUGUCGUUGUUCCUCGAGCUCGCUCCGAGUCCCAGCAACGGCAGUGGCUCCAAGGACGUCAUGGUAUCCACGGAGCUCCACAAUGGCAGAGGCUCGCAGAAAGUCGUGGCACUCUCGAAGCUCCACGAGUUCCGACAUCCAGCAACGACGAGCAGCAGCAGAACGAGCGAUGGCUUAGGGGCGGCUCCGGCGGCCAUGAACGUGACCCACGAGAACUGCCCUUUCUCAGGACUCCGACUCACGACGUAGGAGGCUGUGCAGCGGUGGCGGCGGCGACCAACUGGGGCUGGCUUGUGCUGCAUACAUCGAUCUCGAAGCACACUGCACACAGCACAGGCGCACACAGAAUGACAGAAUGCUGUUAAUCGUCUUGGCUUAUUGCGGCAGGAUGUACAACCAUUCUGAACUCUA